AUGGACCAAGAAUCGUUCAGAAAGCUGCUGCAAACGCCUAGACCGGUAGCCAGCAGGGCAUCCACCUCGCGCGGCUCUCUGCUUGCCGCGGCAGCAUCCGCUUCCAAAAAGGCGAAAUUGAUAGACCCGUCGCAGCCCGCCUUCAAACCUCGCAAAGUCAAAGGUGCGGACGGAAAGUACCGUGAUCGUGCUGCAGAGCGUCGGACGGGCGGCGGUAACGACUUUGCGCAUGUGGAAGCACUAUUAGAGGACUUCGAGAAGCAGCAUGCGAACGAGGAGGACAAGGGCUCGUUAGACGAGAAGCGACGGUAUCUUGGGGGCAAUAGCGAACACUCUGUUCUCGUCAAGGGUCUCGACUACUCUCUGCUCGAACAAAACAAGGCGAAGGAAGCCCAGACGUCAGCAACGCAAGAUGACGAAGAGCUAGAGCAAGUAUUCAGAGAGGUGGAAACCACAAAGAAGCGAUCAAGGGCGGACGUGUUGAAGCAGCUCAAGGAGCGGAGAACGACGGACCAGGCGGGAGAUGGCUCGGGUGUCGAGCCGGAACAGGAGAAAGAGGAGAAAAAGGUUGACCCGCCAGAGGCGAAAAAGAAGGAGGGCAAAUUCAAGCCAAUUGGGUUCAAACCCAUAGGGCAGGCAGAUGAUAAGGCGAAGAGGAAGAAGGGCAAGGAGGAAGGCGAAGGCAAGAAGAAGAAAAAGAAGAGAAAGGUCGAGGAGGGCAAGGGUGACGAGACGAAGGCAGAGACGACGCCCGCAGAAGGGAUGACAUCGACAUCGGCACCUGCACCUGCACCGCCGCCCCCAGAGCACGAGCACGAGCCCGUCGAUGAAGACUUUGACAUCUUCGCGGGCGCUGGGGAGUACGAAGGGCUCAAUCUCGGUGAUGAAGAUGACGAGGAUGAAGAUGACCCUCGGGAGAACCAUGAUGCGCAGGAUCAUGGCUCAAAGGAACAGAGCGGACCACCGGAAACUGCCCCACCUCGUAAACGAAAAGGCUGGUUUGACGAUGACGAGCCCGAAGCGGAACAGGAAGCGCCUUUACUCCCAGCGCUAUCAGAGGUGAAAUUGGCGGGCGGAUCUCGUUCACCACAACAGGCAGAGCAAAAGGCUCCGGAGGAGGAAGACUCCGAAGAACAACCAAUGCGGUUGCAGCCUCUGGCAUCCUCCGCCGUGCCGUCUAUCAAGGAUAUUCUUGCCAUGGAUGAGACUCUGGAGAAAGAACAGAAGCGGCGCGCGAGAAAGGAGAAGAAGAAGGGCGGCGGAGGUAGCGGGGAUGAAGGAGGAGAGAAGAGGAAAAAGAAUGAUAAGGCCAAGGUUGAACGGGAUUACCAAAGAUUGAAGUCGUAUACAGAUAAGAAGGCUGGAGGGAGCACCAUUUAACGCAUUCCCUGUUGUUCAGUGUAUUGUCAACGAACGUAAUCCGGGCAUCACAUGUAUUUCCUAUUUUCCACAUUCGCAC
Molecule: messenger RNA, 1459 nt
Organism: Punctularia strigosozonata HHB-11173 SS5
Lineage: Eukaryota; Fungi; Basidiomycota; Agaricomycetes; Corticiales; Punctulariaceae
Exons: 6
Coding region: 1-1380 (459 amino acids)
Biological process (GO): mRNA splicing, via spliceosome
Cellular component (GO): nucleus
Source: RefSeq, a predicted model, not a curated record